AUGGACGAUCCGUCGUUGUCGUGGGAUCCAGCGUUGUAUGGCGGAAUCGCGAAGACCUGGUUACCGAUUUCGGCCAUUUGGGUUCCCGAUAUCAUCAUUUUUAAUAUGUUGCAUCACGAAGAUCUCCUCUCGUCAGUCCGGGCUCCAGCUCUCAUCUACCCUAACGGGACUGUGGAAGCGAGUCAUCCAGCUGUCUACACAGUCACUUGCGAGAUCAACAUCAAGCGUUUCCCGCUGGAUGAUCAACGAUGUGCGCUGGAGGUGAGUUUCCUGUCACAUCCGUCUUCUGUCCUCGUCGACGUUUCCGCACUUGUACAUAGAGUGCACAAUUAA
Ostertagia ostertagi is the source of this 333-nucleotide messenger RNA. The record is from the annotation of a GenBank genome assembly. Lineage: Eukaryota; Metazoa; Nematoda; Chromadorea; Rhabditida; Trichostrongylidae.